Messenger RNA from Hippocampus zosterae (dwarf seahorse), 1436 nucleotides. RefSeq names its product leukocyte cell-derived chemotaxin 1-like. The record is from RefSeq and is a predicted model, not a curated record. The coding region runs from base 143 to 1090 and encodes 315 amino acids. The transcript is spliced from 7 exons. NCBI's taxonomy places the organism in Eukaryota, Metazoa, Chordata, Actinopteri, Syngnathiformes, Syngnathidae. Gene Ontology annotation, biological process: negative regulation of angiogenesis; negative regulation of endothelial cell proliferation.
AAGGGUGGCCGCACGCUACCUCCUCCCCCUCAGAGAAAGAGAGAGAGAGAGAGAGAGAGAGAGAGAGAGAGAGAGAGAGAGAGAGAGAGAGAGAGAGUUGCCGAGCAAGUGUCACGGGGAUCCUCAGGUGUUUGCUCCAGUCAUGGCCGGGAACUCUGAGAAAGUACCGAUUGCCUCGGCGGGACCGGAGGACCUGCAGCAGUUUAUGCCUCCGGCGUACUCCACCGUGGCCGUGAAACCCGCAGCGAGCGGGCGCGUACUAAAGGCCGGUAUCGCGGUGCUCGUCGCCGGAGCCCUGCUGCUACUCCUGGGGGCCGUCGGAGCCUUCUACUUCUGGAACAACACUGAAAAACACGUGUACAAUGUCCACUACAGCAUGAGCAUCAAUGGCAAAGUGGAGGAAGGCACGAUGGAGAUCGACACGGAGAACAACAUGGAAAAGUUCAGCACGGGCAGCGGGACGGACGAGGCCGUGGAGGUCCACGAUUUUGAGAUUGGUAUCACGGGGAUCCGUUUUUCAGGGGGCGAGAAGUGCUUCAUCAAGACCCAGGUGAAGGCCCGCCUGCCUGAUGUGGAAGGCCUCGAUAGGGACUCGAUGACCUUUGACCUGGAGGACGAGGUGAUGCCGGCCAAGUUUGAGGAUGAACUCGUCUGGGUGGCGGCCGGGGCGCCGCUCGCGGACUCGGCUUUCCUCAGUGAUAAGAUUAAGGAUUUGUGUGGAGAUCUACCCAUCUUCUGGCUCCGUCCCACCUACUCGCCCAGAGGACAAAGGAAGACGAGGGCCGCCCCCCGCCACCGCCGUCAGGCACCCACGGAUGAGGAGGAAGAAGACGUGGAGGCAGAGUUCAACCCGGAGAACCCCUAUCAGAGAAACUUGGAGGGGGAGGAUACCAUGAACAUCGACCCCAGGUUGGACCACGAGGGCGUUUGCUGCCGAGAGUGCCGUCGCAGUUACACGCACUGCCAAAGGAUCUGCGAGCCGCUGGGGGGCUACCACCCGUGGCCGUACCAUUACAGAGGCUGCCGAGUGGCUUGUCGGGUCAUCAUGCCUUGCAACUGGUGGGUGGCGCGUAUUCUGGGCAUUGUGUAAACGCCCCCACGGCCGGCGCGGGAGGCCGUCGUUUUUGGAAAGAGGAGGGAAACAACCGACAAAAUCAAAUUAAGAGGCGUGUCUUUCCGGAUUUUCAUAUACCGUAGGUAGCAUUUGCUCUGAGCACGUAUAUGGGCCUAAGUGGACAGACUUGGGGUGCAAAUAUUCCCUUUGCGAGGUGAAACAUUUUGAAAGUCCGCAUCUAUUGUCUCACAGAUCGAGUCCAACUAAUAUCGUACUCUUGUCACUUCUUUAGCUGUAGUAUAAGCCGAUAUUUAAAAUUGUCAUCUGGCCCUUCCUUCCCUUUCUGUUGAAUGUAAAUAAAUGUAAAUGGUGCAACACUCCA